AUGGACAUCGAGGUUCGGUCCGACUUGGAUCCAUGGAAAGGAGCAAGCCACUCAGAGAGUGAGUUGCGUCCCUUGCAACGACGACUGACAGGGCGGAAUGCCACGACGGGCGUUGGCUGGGAAGAAUCAGAGAUCGAGCAUUCAACAAUCAAACUAACGAAAUUUACUUUUAACCUUGGCGUAUGGGUACAUUCCUUGAUGCCUAGGGAGCAUACGCCUCCCAGACCAGGUCUUGAGAGAAAGCCACAGAGAGUCAAGUCAAGGACCAUGAGACACUCGAAGCCCGGUCGCAAAGCUGCUCGGAGAGUAUUCAACUUUGUCCUUUGA
Messenger RNA from Aspergillus luchuensis, 327 nucleotides. RefSeq lists its product as uncharacterized. The record is from RefSeq and is a predicted model, not a curated record. Lineage: Eukaryota; Fungi; Ascomycota; Eurotiomycetes; Eurotiales; Aspergillaceae. The coding region runs from base 1 to 327 and encodes 108 amino acids. The transcript has a single exon.